Molecule: messenger RNA, 1529 nt
Organism: Branchiostoma floridae (Florida lancelet)
Lineage: Eukaryota; Metazoa; Chordata; Leptocardii; Amphioxiformes; Branchiostomatidae
Product: transcriptional activator ptaB-like
Exons: 4
Coding region: 223-1392 (389 amino acids)
Source: RefSeq, a predicted model, not a curated record
UUCAUAUCAGCCGAAAGAGGAUCGGGUGACGAUCUGAACACGCUGUCGGGGGAAGGGCGGCAGGAAUUUCCAUCCAGGUUUCUCUCAAAUCUGUUUUUGCGGGACUCGUUUUAAGAAUUGAUACAGAGACGAUCACCCAAGGCAUUCUUCUUUCUUUAUUGCUGUCAAAGGAGACAAAAACAUCGCACAACGGCAGUUGAAUAGAGCCACCUAGCGAGAAUCAUGGAAACUCCAGCAGCAAUAGACGGCGAAGAAGCCAGCACGUCGCAACAAGCCUCACACCCAAAAUCCGCCUCAUCCGCCCGGGCAAUCCACAGAAGGAUCCAACGCGCGCACGCCAAGAACAUCCGUUACGCCCUACACCUGGACACCUUACAGGUGUACGUACAAGAACGUCUGAUCCCCAUGGGCCUGGACUUAAAGAGGAAAUGCCAGCCGACCAUCGGGAGCCAGAACACAGACUUCGUGCGACGCUGGGUGGAGAUUCUGGACGCGGCGUCGCAGAACCUGAUGGACAUGGUGAUCGAGUACAGCGCGCAGAUGGUGGCGGAGUCGGACGACGAGAUCGUCCGCCUGACAGAGACUCUGCAGGCCGUCACGCUGGAGAGCGAGUUCGAGCAGUUUCAGGAGACUCUUGAGAAGUACAACAGCAAGCUGCGGAAGAAGAUCGAAGAUCAGAAGAAGAAGAAACUGGAGAGAGAUCGGCUGAUGGCCAAGGAGAAGAGCAUCACGGUCUACAAGGAGCACCGCCUGUCCAUCAGCAGCGGAAGCAGCGGGAGCAACAGCAGCAUCGACCAGAUGGACGUGUUCGCGCCAGUCAUGGGCGCGCUUCAACAGCAACAGCAACACUACCAACAACAACAGCAGACAGAGCAUGCUAGCGUUCCCAUGAACAUGCACAUGGUACGGCACAAGUCGCCGACACCAGAGUUCAUAGUCCCACCUGCUAUCGCUGAAAGGACGAGAUUAAGGCCUGCGUCUGCCCCGGAGUUUGUGCCGCCACCGAGUCCUCAGUUACCGGAAAAAUCGACCAGACAUUCGGUACAUUUUGAGCUGCCUUCCCCUGAUCUAAACGCGAGGAGACAGGAGUACAACCCACCGCAGCGCGGGACCAACAACCCCGGGAUGAGGCCGCCUCCGAGCCCGAGGAACCCACGCAAACAGAUCGGUAGCGGGAGGAUAGUUGAGCCGAAGAGCCCGAGGCCCAGGAGAAGCAACAGGCCCUCUCGCGGCGCCGAGACGCAACACCGAACUGAAUCGCAAGAUGGCGUCCCUGUCACGCCGAACACGCCCCGAAAGCAUCGCCAGGAUUCUGCCUCCAGAGGUUCUCAGCCGCGUGCGAACGCGACGCCCCGUCAAAGGAGAAGGGAUUUUAAUCCCAAGAAAACAUGACGGAAAUUUGGAACAUUGGAUAUGUUUCGUGCAAAAUGAAUAAUGGAAUGUACUUAAUUACAUUGUGAGAAGUUGCAAGAAAAUGUGCAAGGGAAAAAUGUAAACAUAUGCACAGAAUAUGCACAUAUGACAGUGAA